AUGUUUCAUGGAUUUGAUAUUCCUGUAUGGAUAUUAAUUUUGAUGAAUUCAACCGGUGGUUUAUUAAUUUCUAUUGUUAUCAAAUAUGCUGAUAAUAUAGCAAAAACUUACGCUCAAAGUGCAUCAAUACUUGGUGCAUCAUUUGGCUCCUGGAUUCUAUUCAACUUUACACCACCAUCACUACUGUAUUGUUUAGGUGGCAUAGCAAUUAUCAUAUCAAUUAUCAUAUAUAAUUCAUAUCCUUAUGAAAAUCAGCAAACGAUUAAGCCAAAUAGUUGA
Molecule: messenger RNA, 279 nt
Organism: Brugia malayi
Lineage: Eukaryota; Metazoa; Nematoda; Chromadorea; Rhabditida; Onchocercidae
Gene: Bma-nstp-3
Exons: 2
Coding region: 1-279 (92 amino acids)
Biological process (GO): pyrimidine nucleotide-sugar transmembrane transport
Cellular component (GO): Golgi membrane
Molecular function (GO): UDP-galactose transmembrane transporter activity
Source: RefSeq, a predicted model, not a curated record